AUGAACGAAUCCGUACUAGAUCAUCGUAUACAAUAAUUAAAUCGAUUUCCGGAUAAGCACGUCAUUCCACAAAACAUAAAACCGUGACAUACAUAAAAUCAUACUUAUUGUGCCAAAUCCGAAAAUAUUAUUCGGUGGUGUAUGUAGUAUAUACAUACGUACUUGAGAAUACUGCAAAUAUUUGUUUAGAUCCAAGUUGCUCAACAAAUGACAAAUUCUAAAGUUUCAUACCCUCACUUGAGUCUGGUAUACAUGGAGUAACACCUUUUCGAAGACAUUAAAAGUGACAAAGGAACGUAUCGAAGAUGUUGAAUUGUUAAGUGACAAACACUCAGGUUUUGUAUGGUGACACACAAAACAUGACAAGUACCUUGUUAAAACGAUAGGUAGACGAGUGAUAAACUGGGUUAAACUUCCAUGCAUUGCGCACAAUGUAUGUCUUUAAUUCUUUUUGCGAUACUUCUUCCAAACAGAGAGUGACGAUAAAAAAUAUUAAAUAGAAAUAUGAGGAUACGACGUUCGCGUUUUGCUGUCAAAUCAGUAUUAAUCUGCAUCGGUCUUACGUUUUUUUCGCUCGCACUAUUGACCAGGCAGCUCAGUCCUAAACUAAUUGUUCGUGAUCUCGGCUAUCUCACGAGACCAAUUUGGGACCGCCCUGGUCCUCAACCUCAAAUUUUGAUUCCGCACUUUCACGCUGAUAAUGUGUCAUUUCAAACCCUUUGUAAUCUGCACGGAUGGAGCCAGCUCGUCACCCCGACAGCCCCAAAAGUAAUCGAUGCUGUCAUCUUCAGUGUCGAGUUAGACAUUUUAGAAAUUCGAAUCAGGGAGUUAUGGGACGUUGUCGACAUCUUCUUAGUCAUGGAAGCAGAUCGCACGUUCACUGGAAAACCAAAACGUCUUUUUCUCCAUGAAAAUUUGUCUCGAUUUGACUGGGCGCAAGAAAAACUGCGCACAAUCGCACUUGUAUCUGGAGAACUAGAUGAACAUCCCAAAAAAGAAUUUGACAAUGAGGUCAAGAUGAGAAGGAAAAUGACAAAUGCCAUUCAAAAUCUUGACCCUAAACCCGGAGAUUUGAUAAUUGUUAGCGAUGUUGACGAGAUACCAUACAAAGAAACAAUCCAAUUAUUAAGAUCGUGUGUCGGAUUUCCCAAAGAGCUACAUCUUCAGAUGAGAAAUUACAUUUACUCUUUCGAGUUUUAUGUGGACUCAUCGAAUUGGAUACCUCAUGUCGAUAUUUAUGACUCAAAUUUUGGUUAUCAUCACAGCAAGGGUGCAGAGUCCAACCACACAUUGAUUGAUGCUGGGUGGCACUGCUCCUUCUGCUUUCGCUACUUGUCCGAUUUUGUGUUCAAGAUGACCUCAUACUCGCACCACGACCGUGUCACAGCGGAUCACCUGCUCGAGAGAGAGAAUAUCCAAAAGAAAAUAUGCGAUGGUGCCAAUAUAUUUGACAUGUUCCCUGAAGCCUACUCGUUCAGAGAGCUGUUUGCCUCGUUAGGAAAUGUGCCUCGGACGAUGAGUACCUUUGGAAUUCCGUCAAGUGUGAUGCAAUUUAGUGACAAAUUCAAAUUUCUCUUACCUGGAGGUUGUAUUCGAGAAGAUGCAACUUUGACCUGACCUUUGAGAAACUACGACCCAAAUCUAGCAUAUCACACUUUAUGCUAUUUUGGUCCGCCUUGUGAUAAAUCUUACGUGUCUAACAACAAGCAAAUCAUAAAAAAGUACGAAAUAAAUGAGCAACAUAUUUUAUCGCUUAA
Molecule: messenger RNA, 1757 nt
Organism: Folsomia candida
Lineage: Eukaryota; Metazoa; Arthropoda; Collembola; Entomobryomorpha; Isotomidae
Product: beta-1,4-mannosyl-glycoprotein 4-beta-N-acetylglucosaminyltransferase
Exons: 2
Coding region: 505-1617 (370 amino acids)
Biological process (GO): N-acetylglucosamine metabolic process; protein N-linked glycosylation
Cellular component (GO): membrane
Molecular function (GO): beta-1,4-mannosylglycoprotein 4-beta-N-acetylglucosaminyltransferase activity
Source: RefSeq, a predicted model, not a curated record